UAUUUUCCCCCUCGGCUCUUCACCCACACACUUCCUAUCCAUCCGCUCACAGCUCGCCCCCUCCACACUAUCUCGCCGGCGCGCAGGCGGCGCCGUCCCAUCAUGGGAUGACGUCCGCCGCAAAAUAAGCCCCCCCACGACCAACCAAAGCCCCGAUUAGCCACCAACAUCGAUCCCCAUGAAGGCGUCUAUCAAGUUCCGCGACGACGACCGGCCGCUGAUGCGGGCCAAGGUGCCGAUCGGCGUGCUCGGGCUGCCGUUCCAGUCCGGUCUCUCCGCUGGCGGCGAUCCCCGGGAGCUCCGCUUCGAUCUCUCCACCGCUUUCGCCUCCGGGCCAGCUCUCCGCUUAUCGUAUCGCCCCAACGACCCCGGUCUCCCCUUCGCCAUCUCCAUCCGCGCCGGUGUCGGAGCCCUCGGCUCCCCUGUCUGCGCCCCCUUCUCUCUCGCUGCCGAGUUCAACCUCCUGCCCGCCAACUCCGGAUCUCCUGCCUUCUUCCUCCUCCUCAAGCCCCGCCUCGGCGAUUUCUCACUCUCCCACACCCUCCGGUCGUCCGCGUCUCCUCCGCCCCGUACGGUCGGGGAGGUCUCUGCCGGCGAAGGGCGGGACCACGAGGACGAGCUGAGCUACAAGGCCUUCUCGUUGAGCGGGAGUGGGUUCGCGGCGGACGUUGCCACGGCGGGGAGGAGCGGUGGCGUCGGCACGCUGCUGUCCGGGAUGAGGCUGACCACGAGGAGCGUGCUCCCGCUCUGGGGCAGGGCGAGCAUGCGGUUCAACUGGGGGAUCCGCGCGCCACCGGUACUGCAGGCGGCGUUCGCCGACGACCGCAAGGACGCGCGUGUGCCCAUCUGUAAGAUGCCGCUGCUGGUCAUCAACAAGAUCUCCAUCGAGCAGUCACCACGCGCCGACAAUAAGAAAGGCAGGAAAGCAGAUGUCUCGCUGCCUGCCAUCGCAACCACUGACGCGUCGGAUGGCGCGGGCCACGAUUCCACUAGCGAGGAUUACUCGCUGAUGAGGCGACAGCUGGAGGCGAUGAAUGCGGAGAGCGGGAUGCUCCGCCGCGCCGUGGAGGACCUACGCACCGAGAUCGGGCGUGGCAGGGCCGCGUCCGUGGCAGCAGUAGGGAGGUCGCCACCGCAGCCGCAUCACGGGUUCUCGGUGAAGCCUGAUCGUCGGGGCGGUGGGAAGGAGCCAGCGGCGGAGAACGCAGCGAUGCCAGCGCCAGCGCCAGACGAGGUGGGCGAGGAGUUGAAGAGGGCGCUGGAGGCGCGCCGGAGAUGAAAGCUGCCAAAGCUAAACAGCGUGAUCUGUACUCUUGGUUGCUGCAGUACUAAUUUUUCGAUUUUGAGUUGAAUAAUAACAGAGCAAUUCAGUAGUA
This is a messenger RNA of Hordeum vulgare subsp. vulgare (domesticated barley), 1376 nucleotides long. RefSeq lists its product as uncharacterized. The record is from RefSeq and is a predicted model, not a curated record. The transcript has a single exon. The coding region runs from base 179 to 1279 and encodes 366 amino acids. NCBI's taxonomy places the organism in Eukaryota, Viridiplantae, Streptophyta, Magnoliopsida, Poales, Poaceae.